This is a messenger RNA of Engraulis encrasicolus (European anchovy), 1518 nucleotides long. It is a transcript of the gene mtrfr, whose product is annotated as mitochondrial translation release factor in rescue. Gene Ontology annotation, molecular function: translation release factor activity. The transcript is spliced from 2 exons. Gene Ontology annotation, biological process: translational termination. Gene Ontology annotation, cellular component: mitochondrion. Bases 312 to 872 code for a protein of 186 amino acids. Lineage: Eukaryota; Metazoa; Chordata; Actinopteri; Clupeiformes; Engraulidae. The record is from RefSeq and is a predicted model, not a curated record.
UAAACAUGCAGAAUUUCUAGACGUGCUUGCCAAGACCUUUUUUUAUUAUUAUUUUUUUUACCUCCGAUUUUAAACUUUUUGUAGAGCAUAAAAUCGGGUUAUGGUCCCCGUGAUCUCUUGAUCUCGGGGAAACAAAUUUCGCUUGCAGCAACGACCUGUCACUUCCAUGCUGCAAUUUCAAGUUCACGUUCUGAAUGAAGGAUAUGGACACGUAUCAGACUGCUCUGUGGAGUUUAGCCUUUGGAGGACGUGAAGUAGUCAUCCGACCUAGAUAAACACAUUUUUAGCUGUCGGACAGGCAUGUUGACAACAUGGCCCUUCAUGGUUUGCGACUGUAUCAAUGCGUAAGGGGAAUACUCGGGUUUGGACACUACUCGAGGCCUGGCUCGCUCUCUGACAUAUUCACAGGAUGGCCCCAAAGUCAAGUGGCGGGGAAGAAAAUGUACUUCAAUCUGCCUGAAGUGAAGGAAGAAGAUCUUGAGGAGCAGUUUGUACGAGGGGCAGGGCCAGGUGGACAAGCCACGAACAAAACAAGUAACUGUGUGGUACUCAAGCAUACACCCACAGGAAUUGUUGUCAAGUGCCAUCAAUCACGUUCCGUGGAGCAGAACCGCAAGAUGGCGCGUGAGAUCCUGAGGGUGCGGCUGGACGUGGUCCUGCGCGGUGAGGAAGGCGAGGUGCUGCGCAAGAAGGCCGAAGCCAUGCAGAGGAAGCAGGAGAAACGCCGCAGAGCCAACGAGAACCUGGAGAGGAAGCGCCUCUUCAAGCAGAACCUUCUGGAAGGAAUUGCAACCACUCCGAUGACACGAACAGAAACAACAACAACAACAACAGCAACACCCACUGAAGACGACAAGAACAGCAAGGACUGACUACAGUACAGUGCCAGUAUGUCGAUAAUAUGGCGUAAGGAAACAUCUCUUCAAGCAGACCCAUCUAGAUGGAGUGGACUAACAAACACUCCAACAACCACAUCACCACUCAAUGAGGAUGGCAAGACAGCGAGGACUGAAAUGUUUUUCCCCCACCUCCAGCCAUGCUGAUGGCCAUGGAGGGAGGAGGAGGACACCUGGACAAGUACCUGUGCUUGAGGCACAGAGACCGUCAUGUCAUCACAGGGUUGUGUGUGUGUGUGAGAGAGAGAGAGAGAGAGAGAGAGAGAGAGAGAGAGAGAGAGAGAGAGAGAGCGUGUGUGUGAUCAGUGCCUACGACUUGUUGAGUCUUCCUCCUCGUGAAGUUUAGAGUUCCUCACAAAAAUGCUCAAUUUGAUAUCUUCAAAGCACCCUAAUUCUAACAAACAAUGUAGCUCUCAUCAAUGUUUAGUCAACAUCCUGGUGGUCAGCUGAGCCAUAUCCGUGGAACCAGUGAUGGAGUCCAGACUAAAGCCUUGUUCACACACAUUGCUACUAGUUACUCGCUCAGCUAGUGAAGUCAACAGGAUGUGUUCCAGUGAGGCGAAACUGUCAUUUGAAUUGCCUAUACCAGGGGUGUCAAACUCAAAUCGACUGAGGGCCAAAA